AUGCUGCGAGCCAGCGGCCACGACGUUCGAGCCGAUCAUCCUCCGUCCAGUCCUAUCCGCCGAUUUGUACAACCAAGCUUACCCCACCCGCAAGCCGCCGUUAUUGAGGAUGCCGAGGAUGCCGAGUUCGUUUCGAGUUCACCAGCUGUCCAGGAGGGCAGCCGCAUUCGCCGCGACGCCUUCAGUCCCAACUACUUCAAGACAUUCUUUGUCGAGGAAAAGGAGCUUGGUCGCGGGGGGAAAGGUGUCGUGCUACUCGUCCGUCAUGAAAUUGACGGCUGCCAUCUCGUACUCGUCGAAGUCGAGUUGCUCGCCAAACUGUCGCACCCGAAUCUGGUCUCCUACCGCCACGUCUGGCUUGAGGACGUCUCGUUGACUCGGUUCGGCCCGAGUGUGGCAUGUGCCUUUAUUCUACAACAAUACUGCAAUGGCGGCGACUUGCUUCAAUACAUUAUUGGUGACCAACCCAAGGAAUCCACGAAGGAGCAGCUCAAGGCGCAGAUGCGACGCAAGUCCAAAGGCCAACUCGAACUGCCUCGCGACCAUUUCGCUUCACAGAGAUUGUUGUCUUUUGAGGAAAUAUUCUCUCUCUUCAAAGACAUCACCUCUGGACUCGCAUACCUCCACGCUGCCAGUUACAUCCACCGUGACCUCAAACCGAGUAACUGUCUUUUACAUCGCGAAGGCAGUGGGCUGCUCUGUCUAAUCAGUGAUUUCGGCGAGGUCCAGUCUGAAAACAUGGUCCGCAAGUCAACCGGAUCGACCGGAACUAUUUCCUAUUGUGCCCCAGAAGUUUUGAAGAAAGACUUGACGGGUCGCUACGGCAACUUCACCGUCAAGUCUGAUAUCUUCUCUCUUGGAAUGAUUCUUUACUUCAUGUGCUUCGGCCGUUUGCCUUACCGCAGUGCAAACACGAUCAACGAAGAACUGGAAGACAUCGAUGAACUGCGCGCGGAAAUUACCGACUGGCAGGGCUUCCAAGACGAACGCAGAGAGCGCCCAGAUCUUCCAUCAAAGCUUUACCAGCUUCUUAAGAAGUUGCUCGCCCUCGACCCCUCGCAACGCCCAAGCGCAAGCGAGGUACUGGCCGCUAUGAAGACAGAAUCGAGCCUUGAUGGUGUCCCUCGUGGUAGAAGCUCCAGCCCGCCAAUGGGUCUUAAUGGACGCCGCAUCCAGAGUCUGGACUCUCCGAUGCCCCGAGUACCCCUAUUUCAGGGCAGCCGAUGA
This is a messenger RNA of Colletotrichum spaethianum, 1227 nucleotides long. RefSeq names its product putative serine/threonine-protein kinase mkcF. Gene Ontology annotation, molecular function: protein kinase activity; ATP binding. The transcript is spliced from 3 exons. Gene Ontology annotation, biological process: protein phosphorylation. Lineage: Eukaryota; Fungi; Ascomycota; Sordariomycetes; Glomerellales; Glomerellaceae. Bases 1 to 1227 code for a protein of 408 amino acids. The record is from RefSeq and is a predicted model, not a curated record.